This is a messenger RNA of Dromiciops gliroides (monito del monte), 697 nucleotides long. RefSeq names its product COMM domain-containing protein 8-like. The coding region runs from base 1 to 552 and encodes 183 amino acids. The record is from RefSeq and is a predicted model, not a curated record. The transcript has 2 exons. NCBI's taxonomy places the organism in Eukaryota, Metazoa, Chordata, Mammalia, Microbiotheria, Microbiotheriidae.
AUGAAGGCAGAAGAGGAACUGUCCCUACGGGGGCUGGAGAAGCUGCCCGCCAGAGCUCAGGCCCAAGCUCCUUCACAAAUAAUUGAUGGUGUUUGUGGCCGUGCUUAUCCUCAGUUUAAGGAUUAUGACAAUAUUUGGGAUUCAACAGAAUGGACUAAUGUCCUGGAAGAUAUUUCCAAGUUUUUCAGAACUGUCAUUGGUAAAAAUAAAGAUUUUGAAAAAGUGAUUGAGCAGUUGAAUCACUUAAGCUCAGAUCAUCAGAAUACAAUCAUGAAGUGUUUGAAAAAUCGAAAAGAUGAAAUUAGGAAAGCUCUCUUAGGAGAAAUAAUUGCCAUUUCCUCUGCCCAGUUACAGGAUUUUGAUUGGCAGUUAAAGCUUGCUCUCUCUAGUGAUAAGAUUGCCACAUUGCAAGUGCCACUUUUGAACCCUGAUCUAGAUGUAAAGGAAAAUGGUGACGUUAAACAAUAUUCUGUUGAAAUGAAUAAAGAAGAACUUCAGAAUUUAAUAAAUUCGUUGGAAGCAGCUAAUAAGGUCAUCUUGCAGUUGAAGUGACUGGAGAGGAUGGAUAUCAGAACCAUCAGCCUCUUACUGCUACAACUGAGGUGGCAGCAAGAAUAGUUUAUGCUCAGAGACUCAAGAGAUAUACUGAUAUAGUAUGCUGAUCUGAGCAGGCAGCAGUGAUCUGAGAUUAGGAAGG